AUGCCGUUUAAGCUGAAGUUGAAGAAGACGCGGCAGUAUAAUGUGGCUUCGAAGAGUCUUUUUGUGAUAAGUGUCGAACUACUGGAUGGGGGUGUUGCAGAUUGUACUCUGUCAGUAGACAGCACAGGACAAGAAUGUUUGGACAACGUAUGCCAGAGACAGACACUCAAUCAACCAGAAUUUUUUGGACUGCGCUACUUAAAUCGAAGCCAGCAGCCACGAUGGGUUCAAUUGGACCGGCCGUUAAAACUCCAAUUGGACAAGUUCGCAUCUUCCCAUCAGCUAUACUUGCGUGUUAUGUACUAUGUGAUAUCUGGCACGAGUUUGAUCACAGAUGAAGUGACACGUUACCACUAUUUUCUACAACUGAAAAAUGAUUUGGUGGAAGGUCGUAUUAUUUGUGACUGUCAACAAGCAGUGGUACUUGCUUCAUAUAGUCGACAAGCUGAAUAUGGAAAUCAUGACAGGGAGCGCCAUACAGUUGAAUAUUUGAAGAAUCUACUGACUUUUCCUAAGCAAAUGCUAGAUGGUGGUCAAAUAAUUGAUAGUAGCACAUUAGCUGAAACAGGAAGACUGGAGUGGUUGACAGCAGCAGUAAUUCAGCAUCAUAUGUCCUUGCACAAUAUGUCUCAGGCACAAGCAGAAGAAGGCUUCAUCACAACAUGCCAGCAGUUAAGAGGAUACGGCCAAGAAAUGUUCACAGCGAGAGAUAAAAAGGAUCAGACCGAAGUCACCAUCGCCAUAUCGCUAACUGGUAUCAGAGUUUUGACUGACACUAGUGACACACCGCACUUUUAUAGGUGGAUGGAUAUCACAAACGUCAUAAAUCACAAACGCACAUUCAGCAUCGAAUGCCAGAAGCAAGGGGAGUCUGUCACGUUCACGCUGCCCAGCCCUGAGGAUGGGAAGUACGUGUGGAGGAUGUGCGUGCUCCAGCACACGUUCUAUAUGAAACACCAGGGGGCUCUGAGUGCGUCUGUUGACGAGCAUAGACCGAAGUUUCAAGAGCAUGGGCUCUCAGAGAGUCGCGAGGAGUUGGAUGUGCGGGAGAUAGGCAGCACUUCCCGUCUAGAACCAUUGACGGCUGCACAUAGAGCGCACUCUACGUCGUGCUUGGAACUAGCUGACCACAGACCACAACCGAAAAACAGAGCGCUUCUACCAUCUUAUCGACCUGCACCCGAUUACGAAACGGCAAUCCAACAGAAGUACCAACAACAGAGAGCGGAAGCACAACUGCGAUACCAAAACCACCACGCCCACUCCCAACUCAUCAACACAACCGCCCAACCUCUAGUCUAUGGCUCCCAUCCCGACAUACACAGAAUACACUAUCCCGAUGUUACCAGACAUACGGUCUCAGUCAACCAAGGGGUCACUACAACAGAUGAUUACACUUAUGGGCUAAAAUUCGUGGGUAAUUACCCAAUGGCAGUCAACCCCAACGUACAGACAGACCACGCGCUACAUUACGUGAACGUAUACAAACCCCCACCCCCCUAUCCUUCCAAUGGUCUAGCAUCGAAUUCGACCCCUGACUUAGCGGUUGCGAGCCAAGCUUUAAACUAUCACAGGGGCUAUAUAAACUCUCACGUAUCAGGAUCUAGUCCCGACUUAGUAUCUACUCGCACAGCCUUGAACAGACAGUACUUGGGUUACGUAAACCCGGCGCACAACGUAGUUAAUUACACUCGACCAAAUAUACUCCCAGCAACGCACGGAACCUACAAUAAUUUGACGUCGGUGCUAGAACCCAACCCCCACAUAAUCAUUGACCCCCACCACAUAUCUGACAAUAUACAAAAAGUAUACGACGAAAGAGGUAAUAUAAUGUACUCUAUGCCGAUGCGGCGCGUAUCCUACCAAAGACACCUAGUCCUCCCCCAAACCCACACAGAAACACAGGAACCUAUAUACGAGAACGUGCCAUUACCAUGGCAAAGCGACGGGAAAGUGAUACGUGAAAGAGCCCAAAGCUUAACCACGACAGACGAAAUAACACGACUCAAUGAGAAAAAUAGCAGUCAUCCGACAAUAAAUAAUUACGGACUACAAACGAACGCCAACCAUCCUUACACGAAAAUAGACAACGAUAGCCACUAUGUUAACGCCCAAAUAAUUAAAGGAGUUCGCGAGUCGAGUAUACCAAAAGAACUGACUAACUCAAACCGAUCACUCAACUCCGAAAACAUUGUCCAGAAUUUAGACAGAGUGAGUCUAAAAACCGACGAAAAGGACUACGACGAAACACCUUAUCAGAGUCUAUCGACUCAUAAGAAUAACAUAAGCAAAUCCAUUGAUAAUGUGACAUCGAUAAGCGUUAACGAUACAACAUCGAGUGUCACGGACAGUGCUUUAUCGAGUUCGAUUAUGAAUUCGACUUACAGCACUAGCAUAGAGUUGGAUAAGACGAAUGUGACGAAAGAGAAGAAGAGACGAAGAUGGGGGGUGUUUAUGGGGAGGAAUAAGAAUGUGGAAGUGAAGAGUGCCACUUUAGGGAGAGAUCGGGCGAAAGGCGGGCAGAAUGCAAACAAGCACCGAUGGUCCACAGGUCUGCCCAAAUUCCAACCGUUACCGCCAAGUAUUACCAAAGAAACUUUGUGCCAAUUACUAGAACGCAAAAUGUCCGACGACCAGUUGGCCUUCGCGUUCGAGCAGAUCCCUAAAUCCCGGGAAGGAGAUUCGGAGUACAAUACAGCCCUACUGCCUCAAUACGCCGCCCUCAACGGCUUCUCAGUCGACAACAUCCCCUACGAGGACAACAGGGUGCGCUUGCACCCCACCCCCACCAACCGACAUGGGUAUAUCAACGCGUCGCAUGUCACUAUGACCGUAGGCAACACACAACGCUUCUACGUGGUGGUGCCCGCCACGCCGGCGGGCGCUGCGGGCGCGGCGGGCGCGGGCGAGCAGGCCGCGCUGCUGUGGGAGUGCGUGCUGCAGGUGGGCGCGCCCGUGGUGGCGCUGGCCGACGCCGGCGCGCCCGCCUACCUGCCCGCCGGCGACCGCCCGGCUGAGUAUGGACAGUUCCAGGUGUCGCGCGGGCGCUACUCGCGCGCGGCGUGGGGCGCGUCCACGCUGGUGCGCGUGCGGCGCGGCGCGCGCUGCCGCGACGUGUGGCACGUGCACUACGUGUGGCACGCCGCGCCCGACGUCGCCGGCUUCCUUGACUUCAUAUCGGAAGUGAACGGGCUGCGCGCCGCGAGCGCGGGGGCGGGGGCGGGCGGGGACAGCGCGCCGCUCGUGGUGACGGGCGCGCGGGCCGGCGCCGCCCUCGCCGCGCACCUGCUGCUGCACGUGCUGGAUACCAACCAGGAAUUAGAUAUACCAAGAACGAUCGGUAUUUUACACCAGCAACGAGCAAAUCUUAUAGAGAACGUCCAGCAAUACAAGUUCCUCCACCAGGUCUUACUCCAAUAUUUGAAACAAUCGAGACUCAUA
This is a messenger RNA of Brenthis ino (lesser marbled fritillary), 3441 nucleotides long. The record is from the annotation of a GenBank genome assembly. NCBI's taxonomy places the organism in Eukaryota, Metazoa, Arthropoda, Insecta, Lepidoptera, Nymphalidae.